Messenger RNA from Diceros bicornis minor, 3267 nucleotides. Its product is annotated as rho-related GTP-binding protein RhoG-like. The transcript has 2 exons. NCBI's taxonomy places the organism in Eukaryota, Metazoa, Chordata, Mammalia, Perissodactyla, Rhinocerotidae. Gene Ontology annotation, biological process: establishment or maintenance of cell polarity; regulation of actin cytoskeleton organization; cortical cytoskeleton organization. The coding region runs from base 73 to 648 and encodes 191 amino acids. Gene Ontology annotation, molecular function: protein kinase binding; GTP binding; GTPase activity. The record is from RefSeq and is a predicted model, not a curated record. Gene Ontology annotation, cellular component: cytoplasmic vesicle; plasma membrane; cell cortex.
CCCCGGAGGCUCUGCCAGCUGCGGUGGAACGGCGCGAGAGGACGGCCACUUAGCCCGGACUCCAAGGGAAGAAUGCAGACAAUCAAAUGUGUGGUUGUAGGAGAUGGGGCUGUAGGUAAGACCUGCCUCCUCAUCAGUUACACAACAAAUGCCUUUCCUGAGGAGUAUAUCCCCACUGUCUUUGACAACUAUAGCGCCCAGACAUCUGUGGAUGGCCAAAUCGUCAGCCUGAACCUGUGGGACACAGCUGGACAAGAGGAGUAUGACAGACUGCGAACGCUCUCCUACCCCCAGACCAAUAUCUUUGUCAUUUGUUUUUCCAUUGGCAACCCAUCCUCUUAUGCCAAUGUGAGGCAUAAGUGGCACCCAGAGGUCUCCCACCAUUGCCCCAAUGUACCUAUUCUGCUGGUAGGCACCAAGAGGGACCUGCGGAGUGACCUUGAGACAGUGAAGAAGCUGAAAGAACAGAGCCUAGUGCCCACAACUCCUCAGCAAGGCACUUCCCUGGCUAAGCAGGUGGGGGCUGUGAAGUAUCUGGAAUGUUCGGCCCUGAUGCAGGAUGGAGUACACGAGGUAUUUUUGGAAGCUGUCCGGGCUGUGCUUUACCCUGCCACCAAGAAGAACACCAAAAAGUGUGUCCUCUUAUAGCUUUUGGGGUGCUACUUGGGAACUACACCUAAGAAUAAGGGGGGAUUCCUUUGACAGCAUUUAACAAUGUCAGCAUGAGUCAUCUGUCUUUUCUCCUGGAAACCCUAGACUUCAGGUUAUUCGGCUUUUGGAGGAACAAAAGCAGGCUAGUUUGUACAGGCUGCUUUGAAGUUUGGUCGGAACCUUUUGGAGGAAGUUUGAGAGCGUGUGUCUCCUUUGUCAAAGGGGUUAAGAGGAGAUACCACCAAGUGCUGUUCUUUUCUGUCCUGGCCAAGUCACGACUAAGCAGAGCAGCCUAGUACUGUUCUUUGUAGGCUUUUGCUUGUCUGCUUUUAAAUCUAAUUUCAGCUUUCCUGGCUGUAUUUACCAUUGAGCAAGUGCCUCACAGAAGGACAAGGUUCUCCAGUUUUCAGAUCAUUGUCUUAAAUUUUCUGAAAUACUAAUUUUUGAAUACUAUUUUAUGUGUUGAUUCCUGGGUGUUCCCAAUGUUGACAUGUUCUUCCCAUUUUUGAGAUGAGACACUUUUUUGCAAAAAUGGUUAAGCAGUAUUUUCCAAAGUUCUGUGAAAUGGUAAUAGAUGUUCCUUAAAAGGGUUCUGUGGUCAAAUAAGUCAGGAACCAGUGAUUUAAAUAAAGUUGAACAGGUUCCUCUACUGCAGGAAUUUAUAACUUUUAAUAAGUAUGCAACAUUUCCCAAACUUAUUUCACUGAACUUUUUUUUUUUUUGGUCCCAUGCAACACCUAUUAACAUCUUUGGGAACACAGUUUCAGAGAUGCUGGGUUAAUAGGAACUAGGAAUUCCCAUGGAGGAGGCUGUGGAAAAGAAAAGCAUAAUAUGAUCCUGUUCUUUUUGAUGUUUCCCUCUUCAUGCCUUUGAGAGGAAUGUUUACCAGCAAUGGACCUGUUAUUGGUUCCUCUUCCAUCCUCACAAGAUGGGUUUGGCAUUUAGUUGUGAUAGUGCAUUGGAUGUGGGAUCUGAUGGUCAGAUCUGCUAUCACAUUAUGAUAGCACUAUGGGUCUGGCAAUGUGGAAUUAACAAUCCCUCCAAAAAGUUGUGUCUCUGAGGCUUCUCUGUGGCCCUUUCUUCUCUCUGUCACCUUCCACUUUAGGGAAAGACUACUGAAGGUUAACCCCCUAAAUAAAACCAACCAACCAAACAAAAUGUCCUGCCAGUCAUUGUCAGGGAGUUCUGUGAGUCCCUUUGAGACUUCUCUUCUGCCGUCAUUCCUCCGAGUCACUCUAAAGGCUCCCUUGCUCUUCCUGUUCCUCCCUCCUCUGUACAUCUCCCUCUGUGUGUGGUCAGCCCUGUGUGCCUUUUGAGGUCUUUUAGUUACUCUAAAAGAGUUGGAGUAUGUUGGAUCUCCAGGGUCUGUCACCCUUGUGGGGAUUUUGCUGGGGUUGCUCAGCCUGCUCUGGGACACUAGGAGUCACAUUCCAUACUCCAGUGCACCUGCUUCUCCUUCUCCCUAGUUGUAUUUUUGACCUUCUUCAUUUAAUAUGGAAGGAAAAACUUACUUCUCCACCUGGCAAAUAAUGGUUGACAACCCCACCGUGCACAUACCUUCUCACCGUGCCAAAAUAGCAUUGGAUUUUCAAGCGUUUGGGAAAUGGAGCUAAAAGGAUCACAUACCUCUUCCUCCUGUGGUGGGUGAAGUGUCUGUGCUUUGCUCAGUGAUAGUCUUGCUGUUGCUCUUUGACAAGAUCUGAUCAGAGUAGCUUCAUGCUAACUGAACAACCAGGAUAGGGUUGCCAGAUAAAAUACAAUGACUUUUCACAAAUAAUAUUUUUUUGCUGAGGAAAAUUAGCCCUGAGCUAAUAUGUGUGCCAAUCUUCCUCCACUUUAUAUGUGGGUUGCCGCCACAGCAGGGCCAGCGAGUGGUGUAGGUCUGCGCCUGGGACCCGAACCCAUGAACCCAGGCUGCCGGGCCACCAAAAUGGAGCACACUGAACUCAACCACUAUGCUAUGGGGCCAGCCCCUAUGAAUAAUUUUUUUUUUUUUGGUGAGGAAGAUUAGCCCUGAGCUAACAUCUGUUGCCAAUCCUCCUCUUUUUGCUGAGGAAGAUUGGCCCUGGGCUAACAUCCAUGCCCAUCUUCCUCUACUUUAUAUGUGGGAUGCUUGCCACAGCAUGGCUUGCUAAGCAGUGCGUAGGUCUGCACCAAGGAUCCGAACCUGCAAACCCUAGGCCACCGAAGCAGAGCGUGCGAACUUAACCACUAUGCCACUGGGCCAGCCCCCAAAUAAUUUUUUAGUAUAAGAAGUAUGUACCAUGCAAUAUUUGGGACAUACUUAUACUAAAAAAUUAUUUGCUGUUUAUCUGAAAUUCAAAUUUAACAGGGCAUCCUGUAUUUUUAUUUGCUAAAUCUGGCAACCCCACUCUUGGAAAAUCUGGAACUUGGAGGUCAAGCAGAUAUCAAGUAUUGAUAGACGAUAAAAGGUUACAUAAACUCUCUCUUCUUCCUCCUUUACUUCCUUUUCCUUCACCAUGGACUAAAGUGUUCUGUUUUUCCUUCAUCACUGCACCCUCCACUUCACACAGUACUUCGUUGGUGUCCAUUUCUACACCGUUGAUUGUCUAAAGCUGUGGAGGAUCCAGGAUGGAUAGUAUGGUCCAGCAUAUG